This is a messenger RNA of Trematosphaeria pertusa, 3432 nucleotides long. RefSeq lists its product as uncharacterized. Gene Ontology annotation, molecular function: protein binding. The coding region runs from base 225 to 3131 and encodes 968 amino acids. The record is from RefSeq and is a predicted model, not a curated record. The transcript has 2 exons. NCBI's taxonomy places the organism in Eukaryota, Fungi, Ascomycota, Dothideomycetes, Pleosporales, Trematosphaeriaceae.
AUCUGCGAAGAUCAGCCCUCAGCAGGGCCACGCAAUGACGCCCGCCCGCCGCACUCCUCGUUGGCGUGUUUGCCUUGCUCUCUUUCCCUGAUACCCUUCUUUUUCUGCUUUUCGCCGUCCUUUGUCGCGUCCUGUGAGAGAUCAACUCUGGUACCCCGCCGCUAGCUCAACGCCGACACGCAUCACACGGAGAACCUCAUGCUGCCCCGUUUUCGCUGCAGACGAUGAGCCCGCCGCACCGCGCCGCCGCCGACGAGCACGAGGACAGCAAUCGCCGUCAUGCGUCGUCUUCGCACGCUGGCGAGUCUGGUCACAACGCGGCGUGGACCCUGAAUGCGGAUGAGGCUGCAGCCGGCGUGGGCUCCAGCAGUGCUGCCCACGUCAGUCUGUUCUCCCCAGGCGUGCCCGCCGUGCUGCCUGAAGACUCGAGCGACCGCAUAGCAGACGCCUCCCCCGUCCGUGUGGGCAGCUCACCCAGUUCCAACUCCUCACGCCCGCUAGCCACCCUCGCCAGCGUCGCCAGCCUGAAGCGCAACGCGAGAAUGAAGGUCUCGGACGAGCAGCCCAUCGUGCAGUUCAGCCCUCAAAUACCGAGCGCCCAGAAGGAUGCCGACGACCCUACGACUCCGCUGGACAGCAAGAGAAGCAGCCGAGGCCGCGAAUACACCACUCUCACAACCCUCAGUCGUUUGUUCGCCGGCGAUGCCACCAUGCCCAACUCUCGCACGCCGUCAUACAACCAUGCGAGCGGGCCGCUCUACGUACGAGCUUCGAACGAGUCCAUAUCCCUGCCCGACCACCUGUACACCCGCGGUCUGCUCGAAGGGCGGCAUUCGGACAUCACCGUCACUGCCUUCAGCCAGAGGUACCACCUGCACCGCUUGAUCCUCGAUCGCGCCCCGUUCUUCACCAGCGCCCUGUCAGAGCCGUGGAUUGAGAGCCAGUCGAAGGAGGUGAAUCUAUACCCGGAGGAUAUCGACAGCAGCAUAACGCAAGCCGCAUUCGAGCUGGCCAUCAAGAAGCUGUAUGGCGUCGACAUAUCGAACGAGUGCGAUGCUGAGGCAAUCGGUCUGUUUGCCACGGGCUGCUGGCUGGAGAUGCAGGACUUGAUCGAUGGAAGUAUCGAGUGUAUCCUACGACAAAUGACGCCCGACUUGUUGGCGCCCUUGAUUCGCCUUGUCACAUCCAACUACUAUGGCCGCUCUGGGGACCGCAUACUGGAGUCUGCCAAGGCGAUGCUCAGUCGCAACGGCUGGGAAAUGCCCUUGAAGUACUGGGACGGCAUGCCGGGCGACGUUAUCCGCGAGCUCGUUGCCUCAGAUGGCUUCUACGUGCUCAGUGAGUGGGACCGAUGGGUGCUCUCUAAGCGCAUCCUGGACCGUCGCCUUAGACAAGCCGCUGUUGACGCUGGCCUGAUGAAGCGCGGACAGAAGCCCGUGCCAAAGGCGCCGGACUCCCUCUCUCUGAUGGCCGUUCGCUUCGAUGGCGUAUAUCGCCAGAAUGCUGCGACCGUACCCCAAGCCCCUUCAGAUUCUCACAGCGAGUGGCUGGCUCUGUACACGAAUCCUGAUAUUGAGCGUAUACUAGUUCUGCUUGAUGAGGGCAUCCAUUACAUUCAUAUGGAGUACGAACAGCUGGAGUUUAUCAGGAAGGCGCGCGAUGUGUUUGGUCUCCCAGUCAUGCCCGAAAAGGUCAUCUCCAAUGCCCUAUGGCAGCAAUUGGCUCUUCGCCAAAAAGUGCUAAAUGCGGCCGACUCUGCUCAAGAGUUAGGGCUGUGCAAGCAACCUCCGGAACCGGCUACCACGAUUGCAGGUGCGAAUAGUGAAGGGCAGACCCUAUCAAAGGGCAAACAGAAAGCCAUCAUCUACACGCCCGAAGAGGAGGAUCUGGACAUGGAGUCGGGUAGCUGGGAUGGUAAUGGGAGGCCUCGCAAGUUCUGGAUUCCCAGCUCAGACUGUAACAUCGUGCUCGGGAACGGCGCAGACCCGGUCGUUACGACUUCCACUUCCUUUCAACGACAUGCGACUCGCCUUUCCGCGACAAUGCAGCCUGAAGAUGCCCAGUGGGCUACCGAUUUUGCCUCAUCUCCAGGGACCUUUGCAAAUCCGAAUGCUCGCAUAGAUCCAGUCCGACCUAUUUCCGCGGGAGGAAGCAACGCAGGGCAGCCGAAACCUAUCGCCUACACCGAAUUCCCCCCGUUUCGCUUCUCGGCCGAGUUCCCCAAUCCACGGUUCCUGAAAGAGAAGAAGAGAGUAUAUUCACGCACAGUGUCCUAUGCCGGUUCACUCUGGAACAUCUACAUCCAGAAAGUACGCUCAGCAAAAAAUGUCCAGCUCGGUGUCUAUCUGCAUCGCGCCAAGGAGCGCGAGGCCGAAGACACCAUGCAUGGCAACAGUCUCAGUCAGCAGAAUGCUGGUUCGGUGGACGAGCGGAUUGGUCAGCUAGAACGGGAGAUGCUCCUCCGCAGCGAACGACGAGAACGUCGGCGCAGCAUCCGUGCUCCUGUGAAUGAUCAAAACAAUGAAGACGAUACUAGCGGUAGUGGUGGUGACCCGGAUGCCACACUCGUCUCGACUGGCUCCCGGAAUCCUCUCUUCUCGAGUAGUUCGUUAAGCGCUCGCCGGAGUGGUACUAUCCCCCGGCUUCCCUCUAUUCGUGGUAGCGCCCAGUUUCAGUUCCAGUCCCUCGCCGCCUCUCCACCUACAGACGGUGAAGGGGCUGCCGACUCACCGUUCUUCCCAUCGACUGUCGAUGUUACCUCGGAGCGCUCCGAUGAGUCCGAUGACGACGACGAGCCCGAAAGCGCAUAUCCGAACCCGUCCCUUACGGCAAAGCGCAAGACCCGGGCUUCAAUGUCGACCCUUCCGCCCUAUGUUGAUGCGCGUCCGACCAUCAAGACGUACUUCAAGAUCUACAGCCCUUCGAAGGGCGGCAGAAUGCUAAGCAUAUACGAGAGCGCUCCCGAUCGGUUCAACUUCAGCCAGAGCUGGGGCUGGAAGAGCAGCACACUGAUGUUGGAUGAGGUCGCUCUUACUGGAGGGAGCGACGAGACUACAAGCGUUGAGGAGCAACUUCUGGGCAAGAAAGGAGACGGCAAGCUUCGAUUUAUGGUUGUUAUCGGAAACUUGUGAGAGAGGUAUGGAUGCAGUCGUUAUCUCGCGUGCUGGUGCCAGUACUGGCGUUUAUGUUGGUUAACCAGGCGCCAUUUGAGGGGAGUCAUACUAUGGGAGCUCUUACAGAUAUCCAGAUUGCGCUCGGGUCGGUUCGUUAUACCUACGUUUGGCGUAUCGGUGAGCGCAUAUCAAGAGAGAUUCGAGCACCUACGACAUCUUUAUGAUAAAUGAUAUCACGGCCUUUCCUGGGCUCAGUAUAUAUGUACAUCUGUACGAAAUGGUCACAAUUACACCUUCACCUUUGAGCCACGAUCGGGAA